This is a messenger RNA of Xylona heveae TC161, 1284 nucleotides long. RefSeq names its product DUF890 domain protein. Lineage: Eukaryota; Fungi; Ascomycota; Xylonomycetes; Xylonales; Xylonaceae. Bases 1 to 1284 code for a protein of 427 amino acids. Gene Ontology annotation, cellular component: nucleus. Gene Ontology annotation, molecular function: 23S rRNA (adenine(1618)-N(6))-methyltransferase activity. Gene Ontology annotation, biological process: rRNA base methylation. The record is from RefSeq and is a predicted model, not a curated record. The transcript is spliced from 10 exons.
AUGAACUCUACUCGAAAUAUUUACAACAAUGAUAUUGAUUUCAAAACAUUGGCUUUGCAAUAUCCUUCAUUUGCCAAGAUACUGAAGCCAAACGGGCAGCUUGAUUUUAGCAGACCCGAAGCUGUGCAAGAGCUUACAAAGACCCUUUUAAAGCGGGACUUUGGUUUAACCAUAGAGCUGCCACCCGACCGAUUAUGUCCACCGGUUCCGAAUCGUUUCAAUUACAUUCUUUGGCUUCAAGAUCUCAUUGAUACUACUUCUGAUUCUUUCAGCGACAAAUAUGAGCCUGCUCGCAAAGUGUUUGGGCUUGACAUUGGCACAGGAGCAAGCUGUAUUUAUCCUCUGCUUGGGUGCACCCAACGCUCAAAUUGGAAUUUUGCCGGGACAGAUAUUGAUGAAGAAAGCCUCAAAUAUGCACGCAAAAACGUGGCGGCAAACGAGCUGGAUCAGCGAAUCACGCUUUUCAAAUCCGAUAGGAAUGGACCGCUGAUACCACUCGAUCUACUGAAGCUAGAAAGGAUCGAUUUUACCAUGUGUAACCCGCCCUUUUAUGAGUCCAAAGAUGACAUGAUAUCUUCUGCCGAAAAAAAGCAUCAAGCCCCAUUUUCCGCUUGCACUGGCGCUGAAGCUGAAAUGGUCACCCCUGGCGGCGAAGUAGCUUUUGUGUCUCGUAUGAUUGAAGAAAGUGAACGCCUUCAAGGAAGAGUCCAAUGGUAUUCGACAAUGUUAGGCAAGCUUAGCAGCGUCUCUGUCGUCAUAGAGAAGCUCAAAGCCGUAGGUAUCACCAAUUGGGCGGUGACAGACUUUCUCCAAGGGAGUAAAACUCGUCGGUGGGGAGUGGCUUGGUCGUAUGGAGAUAUACGUCCCAAAACUGAGAUUGCAAGAGGAACAACGAGCCUUCAGAAACAUUUCCUUCCGUUCCCGUCCGAAUAUUCAUUCAGUGUCCCUGAAGAAUCAUUCACUGUCAUCUGCGAGAAGCUGUGUGGCGCUAUGGAGUCCAUUAAAUUGUCCUGGAAAUGGGAUGCAUCAACAUGCACUGGCCUAGGAUUCACGCGGGAGAAUGUCUGGUCGAGAGCAUCAAGGCGGAAGGGCAGAGUUGAGGAUGAAGCUAAGCCAAGUCUACAGCCUCUCGACAGGGACGUCAUCCUCGGCUUCAAGCUUCUUGUUACGCAGAAAAAGGAUUCGAACGAAGUUGACGUGCACGUUCGGUGGGUAAGGGGCAACGACGUUGUACUAUUUGAAAGCUUUUGCGGCAUGGUCAAGCGCAAAAUUACCAGCAAAUAA